Messenger RNA from Humulus lupulus (European hop), 1632 nucleotides. RefSeq lists its product as uncharacterized. Lineage: Eukaryota; Viridiplantae; Streptophyta; Magnoliopsida; Rosales; Cannabaceae. The coding region runs from base 53 to 1402 and encodes 449 amino acids. The record is from RefSeq and is a predicted model, not a curated record. The transcript has 6 exons.
AAGUUGUCAGAAUUGCGGUGAAGACUGAAGAAGAAAAGCUUCGAGAAAAGAAAUGGCAGCAGCCUUUGCCUCUUCCUCAGCAAAAUCCACCCUUUUGCAAAAUCCAACCUUCCAGAGAGACACUAGUGCUAAUUUUUUUGGUGGGUCAUUGAAGAGUUUGUGUUUACAACAGAGACCAAGAAACAAAAGUAGAGAUUCCUUCGGUUUGGUUGUUGCUUCGGCAAAUCCCACCAGCAGUAACAGUAGUAAUGGGGGCAGGUUCUACUUCAACUUUACAGGCUUCCCAUUUCCUCUUGGUCCUUUUCUCAACAGGAGCUCUACCAGGACUGAGGCUGUGAAAGGCAGUAUAUGGCUAUUUGAACAAGAGCAAGCAUUGGGUUUCAGCAGUGUCUCAACAAACAUUAGAAUGACAGUUAUCAAACUCAAAUCUGGUGGAUUGUGGAUUCAUGCUCCCAUUGCUCCGACCGAUGAAUGCAUUCAGCUUGUAAAAGAACUAGGGGCUCCAGUCGAGUACAUUGUUCUUCCUACAUUUGCUUAUGAGCACAAAAUUUUUGUUGGUCCAUUCUCUAGAAAGUUUCCUCGGGCUCAGGUUUGGGUGGCACCAAGACAGUGGAGUUGGCCAUUAAAUUUGCCGCUUGAGUUUUUUGGAAUCUUUCGCUCUAAAACCUUGAAAGAUGAGGACAUGUCUACUCCAUGGGCUGAUGAGAUUGAGCAGAAAGUUUUAAGCUCACCAGAAGUUGGUAUUGGGCCAUAUGUUGAGGUAGCUUUCUAUCAUAAGCGUUCAAGAACACUACUGGUAACAGAUGCAGUCAUUUUUGUUCCAAAGCAGCCACCCGGUUGUAUUAGCAAAGAAUCCUUGUUGGCAUCUGCAAAGAAUGGUUUGGCUGUAAAAAUUCUUAGUAAAGGAAAACAAGUCCCUAAUGAACCAGUAGUUGACAACAACGUGAACCGUCAAAAAGGGUGGGAAAGGAUGGUUCUUCAAAUCUUAUUUCUUGGUCCUUCAAACUUGUUGGAACCUAAUGCCAGCUUUGCUCAGAUGUCGCAGAAGCUGAUUGUUUCGCCCAUUGUAAAGACCUUGGUCUUCAGCAAAGUUCCAGAGAAGGUGAGGGAUUGGAUUGAUAGAAUCACACGGGACUGGAAUUUCAAGAGAAUAAUUCCUGCUCACUUUGCCGGUCCAAUCAACGCUAAUCGGUCUACCUUCUUGGCUGCAUUCGCAUUUCUGGAUGAUCUCUUGGGUGAGCGUUAUGUCACUCGACCAACGGUCUCUCUUCUUUUUGCAUCACUCAUGGGGAAGGCUGCCAGUUAUUUCCCUCCAGAUGACAUGAAGACUUUAUCAUCCCUUGAUCAAUUUCUAGUCUCAGUGGGAGCUGUGAAGAAAACUGUUUCAGGCCGAAAAAGAUGACACAAACAUGGGUUACAAAGUUACUUGUCGAUACUUCUUCACCUAUCAAAAUCAGUAAGUCAUAAUCAUAUAAUCUCAGUGUAUACUUUUAGGCUACAAAUGGUGCUCGCUAACUUACCAACCUUAUCUUCCUCACUUGGAAAAAUGUAUUUGAUUUUGUAGAAAGUUAUGGUUGUAAUAGAAAGAAAUAUUGAUAAGAUUUUGCUUGGGAAUAAAUAUUCUUCUGUGUA